Messenger RNA from Acytostelium subglobosum LB1, 864 nucleotides. RefSeq lists its product as hypothetical. The transcript is spliced from 3 exons. The record is from RefSeq and is a predicted model, not a curated record. Gene Ontology annotation, biological process: protein sumoylation. The annotation marks the transcript as partial. Gene Ontology annotation, cellular component: cytoplasm; SUMO activating enzyme complex. Gene Ontology annotation, molecular function: SUMO activating enzyme activity. NCBI's taxonomy places the organism in Eukaryota, Evosea, Eumycetozoa, Acytosteliales, Acytosteliaceae.
CAUACAAUGACAACAACAGCACAACACCAACAAUCACAAGCAAGCAUUGUGGAUGAUGACUCGAAUGCAUUGACAGACUAUGAAGCUGCAUUAUAUGAUCGAGGCAUUAGAGUAUGGGGUGUGGAUGCCCAGAACAGACUGCGUCGCUCAAGAGUACUGGUGGUUGGCUUGGGCGGCUUGAACUCUGAACUAGUAAAGAACAUCGCUUUGGCAGGUGUUGGUCAGAUCAACAUCAUUGAUCAUCACAUCGUUACCCAACAUGACAUUGGUCUGUUCAUCACAUCACAGUGCGUUGGUCAAACUAGAGCAGAGGCAUCAUUAGCAGGUAUUGCAGAACUCAAUCCUCUCAUUCAUGUUAGAGCUGAUACAUUGUCACUGGAUGCCAUCGAUAACGAAUAUGUUAAAGGCUUUACAUUGGUCUGCGUUGAUACAUUGGACUCUGCACUACAGCUACGUCUCAAUGUUCUAUGUAGGAUGAACAACAUUCCCUUCAUUCUCACUCAUUCAUUUGGAAUGCAAGCUUACUUCUUCUCUGAUCUCGGUCAGGUACUCUAUCAAUUCCAACAGUCACACAACAGACUUCCAGUGGCAACGUCAGAGAGUGACAUCAAGGAGCUGCUUAAGAUGCUGGAGGAUAACAACAAGAGAUACAAUAUCACGCCAGUCAACAAGAAUGCAGACAUUGUCACGAGUGCAAUGAGCCACUUGCACACUGAGAUUGCACCUGUGUGUGCCAUUGUUGGAGGAAUCGUUGGUCAAGAGAUAGUCAAGGUCAUUUGUCGAGACAAUGAGGUUCUAAACAACUUCUUCUUCUACGAUGCCCUGAAGGGAUCAGGACUUGUUGAGCCUGUAAACAUCCGAUCC